UUUGAAGCUAUAUUGCUAUUGAUUUCUGAUCUGUUUUGUUUCUUGUUGGUUUAGAAAUGGAGAAGUACGAAGUGGUUAAGGAUUUGGGUGCUGGAAGUUUUGGUGUUACUAAACUUUUGAAGAACAAACACACCAAAGAGCUUGUUGUGAUGAAGUUCAUAGAACGUGGUCCUAAGGUUGAUAGUAAUGUGGGAAGAGAGAUUAUUGACCAUAGAUUGCUUCAGCAUCCAACUGUAAUUGGUUUUAAGGAGGUUGUUUUAGGGGCGACGCAUUUGGGUAUCGCGAUGGAAUACGCUGCUGGGGGAGAGCUUUUCGACAAAAUUUGCAAUUAUGGACGUUUUCACGAAGAUGCGGCAAGGUAUUUCUUCCAGCAAUUGAUUACUGGAGUCAAUUAUUGCCAUUCAAUGGAAAUAUGUCAUAGAGAUUUGAAGCUCGACUAUAUCCUUUUAGAAGAAAGCAAAGUCCCACGGUUGAAGAUCUGUCAUUUUGGCUAUUCCAAGUCAUCUCUUGUGGGUUCUCCAUCAUACGCUGCACCGGAGGUUCUAUCUCAAGAACACUAUGAUGGAAAGAUAGCAAACAUAUGGUCAUGUGGAGUUAUUCUGCAUGUUAUGUUGGUGGGUGCAUAUCCUUUUGAAGACCAAGAUGGUCCUAGAAACUUUCAGAAAAUUAUUCAGCGAAUAAAGGCUGCACAGUACAAAAUACCAGUCAAUGUUCGCAUAUCUCAAGAAUGUGGACACCUACUCUCUCGCAUCUUUGUUCGAAACCCAUCAAAGAGAAUUUCACUCAAAGAGAUCUUGAGUCACCCAUGGUUCCUAAAGAAUUUGCCAAGGGAACUGACACAAUCAGCCCAAGCGAUCUAUUGUCAGAGAAACAAUACACCAGCCUUCACUCUUCAAAGUAUUGAAGAAAUCAUGAAGAUCGUGGGGGAGGCGAGAAACCCACUCCCUUCUUCGUCAACCAUCAACAGCUUCAGAAGUGGUAUUGAAGAGGACGAUGAAGAAGAUAUGGAUAAUUAUGAAGCUGUUAAGGAGUUGGGGGCUGGAAAUAUCGGUGUUGCUAGACUUUUGAGACAUAAACACACCAAACAACUUGUUGCCAUGAAGUACAUAGAACGUGGUCCUAAGAUUGAUGAGAAUGUGGCAAGAGAGAUUAUAAACCAUCGAUCGCUUCAACAUCCAAAUAUAAUUCGUUUCAAGAAGGUUGUUUUAACUCCGACGCAUUUGGCGAUAAUGAUGGAAUAUGCUGCUGGAGGAGAACUUUUUGAAAGAAUUUCCAAAGCUGGACGAUUUAGUGAAGAUGAGGCAAGAUAUUUCUUUCAGCAGUUGAUUUCAGGAGUUGAUUAUUGUCAUUCCAUGCAAAUAUGUCAUAGGGAUUUGAAGCUGGAAAACACCCUUUUAGAUGGAAGCCAAGCCCCACGCUUGAAGAUCUGUGAUUUUGGCUUCUCCAAGUCGUCUGUGUUGCAUUCAAGACCAAAAUCAACUAUUGGUACUCCAGCAUACAUAGCGCCAGAAAUUCUAUCAGGACCAGAGUAUGAUGGAAAGUUAGCAGAUGUAUGGUCAUGUGGAGUUACUCUGUAUGUUAUGGUGGUUGGUGCAUAUCCUUUUGAAGACCAGAACGAUCCUAGAAACUACCGGAAACUUAUUCAGCGAAUAAUGUCUGUACAGUAUAAAAUACCAGACUAUGUUUACGUAUCUCAAGAUUGUCGACACCUUCUCUCUCGUAUCUUUGUCCAAAAUCCUUCAAGGAGGAUUUCAGUAAAAGAGAUCAAGAGUCAUCCAUGGUUCUUAAAGAACUUGCCAAGAGAAUUAACAGAAUCAGCCCAAGCCAUCUAUUACAAUAGCGAUAACCCAAGCUUCUCUGUUCAAAGUUUUGAUGAAAUCAUGAAAAUCUUGGGGGAAGCGAAAACCCCGCUCCCACCAUCGACAACUGCCAAAGGCUUCAGAUGGGGAACUGAAGAAAAGGAUGAUGAAAUGCAAGAAGAAGAGGAGGAAGAAGAAGAUGAUGAAGACGAUGAGUAUGUUAAGAGGGUGAAAGAAGUUCAUGCGAGUGGAGAAUACUUAGUUAGAAACAGAACAUAACAUGGAGUCGUGCGUUGUUAUAAUAUUGUGGUUCGUUGUUGUUAUGUACACAUAGUCGUGUUAAAGUGUCAGUCAAUGUUGACAUGUUUAUAUAUAUGUGGUUGUGAUGGAUGGGGUCUUUUGCAAUAUAGUUAUAGAGACUUGAUUGCCACAAUGGUUUGAUUAGUUAGGACACCCAUAGAGCCAAUGAUGUAGGCGAUUUUCUUGCGAAUAAUGUGUGACAGAUAGUGCCACACUAUGUAAAAGAAAUGUGAAUUAUGUAGGAUAUGUCCCCAGAUUCAUUUCAGGUUAUUUAGUUGAAUGUUUUGAUGCUUCAAAAUUGGUGUUCAACGCCAUAACAGAGGAAGAAUUAAAAAGUUGUAUUGCGUCGUCUAGUCUGAGUUUCAAAGUCUUGAAUUGAAUGCGGCUUCCACAAAGCACACGAAGGAUGAAAAGAUUUGGCCUCAACAUUUCUUCACAAUGGAUGUGCUUAAAUAUUUCUACUUAUGGAUCUAACUUGUGCUUAACAUUAAAGAUUGAAUAUUAAUUAGUAUUCCAUUUAUAAUUUUCUUUC
Messenger RNA from Cucumis sativus (cucumber), 2631 nucleotides. RefSeq names its product serine/threonine-protein kinase SRK2A. Gene Ontology annotation, molecular function: ATP binding; protein serine/threonine kinase activity. The coding region runs from base 57 to 2078 and encodes 673 amino acids. The transcript is spliced from 18 exons. Lineage: Eukaryota; Viridiplantae; Streptophyta; Magnoliopsida; Cucurbitales; Cucurbitaceae. Gene Ontology annotation, biological process: protein phosphorylation; intracellular signal transduction. The record is from RefSeq and is a predicted model, not a curated record.